This is a messenger RNA of Dermacentor andersoni, 8617 nucleotides long. RefSeq lists its product as uncharacterized. NCBI's taxonomy places the organism in Eukaryota, Metazoa, Arthropoda, Arachnida, Ixodida, Ixodidae. Gene Ontology annotation, biological process: signal transduction. Gene Ontology annotation, molecular function: protein binding. The record is from RefSeq and is a predicted model, not a curated record.
UCUUCGAACUCCGGAGACGCAGCAAGUAACUUAAUUAAUAGUUUAACUAACGUCGGUGACAUGGAAUGGUAGCAUGGAGAAACGUUAACGAUGCAUGUCGGUUCACUGCAAGCAAAGAACAUUCAUUGAACUCUUGCCCAGCGCGCUCCGCCAGUAUUUGGCAACCCAGUGCUGCUACGGCGGCUGCAGCAGGUCGCUGCCAGCUGCCAUUCAUGCCGCGCGCGAGCAUUGACCCGCUGGAUGACGAGCAGCGCCGUCAGCGCCACUGGCGUCGUUCAGCACUUGGAUCCCUAGGACGGGUUGGAGCCCGACGCUCCCCACGGGCCCGACAGCGGAGGACUUGGGAACUACGGGAGAGUUGACGAGUGUUGAGAAUGUCGUCGUUGUGCUGUACACAGUCGACGUCGUCUCGUAGGCUCAGCUGCUUUGCGAUGCUGCUGAACAUAAACGAAUUGUGUGUUUGGUGUUUUUAGCCGGUCAACGUCUGCCACGCCUUGUCGAGGGUGCUGCUUCCAGCAUGGAUGCCUCGGCGUCCGACGUGUCCGGCCGUCUCUCAAAACGAACCUCCGUCGCUUCUAGCAGGGUGCCCGAAACCGAUCUUGUGCCACUGAACUUCAGUCAUACUUCGAGAGGCAUUAAAAAUGAAUUGUUACUCCAUGAGGCUGCAAUCAAGAAUGAUGUUGCAACACUUAAGCACCUUAUUGAAUCGAAAGUGGAUGCCAACGCAAGAACACAUAUGGAGAGGGUACCACUGCAUUGGGCUGCAGCUCAUGGCCACCUUGACGCAAUGGCAGUCCUCAUCCAGGCAAAAUGUGAUGUGGAGGUGACAGACAAGUAUGGGAUGCGGCCACUGCUGAUGGCAGCGUGGUUUGGUCAUUGUGGUGCUGUUCAGCUGCUCGUUGAAAGCGGGGCCAGCUGCCGAGCAGUUAACCGUCAAGGUCAAACUGUACUGCAUUGUGCUGCACAGAAUAAUCAUCAUGAAGUCAUUGCAUUCAUGCUGGACUCUACAGAGACCAUCAAAGUCAGCGCCAUUGACAAGAAUGGUCAAACUGCACUGCAUAUUGCGGCUAUCAACAACUGCAUGGAAAUUGUAGAGAAACUGCUACAGUACAAAGCUGACCCCAACAUCAAAGACAAGUCUGGGUGCACGGCACUUCACCAUGCUGCACAGCGAGGGCAUCAUCUUGUGAUGAAACGACUGCUGCAGAGCAAUAAGAUGGACAUGGAUGACCCAAACUAUGAGAGGAGCACACCUUUGCACUUAGCAGCACAGAAUGGCCAUCAGGCAGCUGUGCAGAUCCUUUUAGAACAUGGCUGUGAUGCUUCUAUCACUGAUGCUAAAGCGCGAACUGCACUUCACAUUGCAGCUUCAUUGGGCCACCUUGAUGUGGUAGAAACAUUGCUGCAGUUCAAAGCUUCACUCACUGUCAAAGAUAAGCAUGGUAACAUGCCUUUGCACCUAGCCGUUCUGGGUUGCCAUGCCCACAUGGUCGACUUACUGGUGAAGAAAGGCGCACUGGUGAAUGCAACCAACAAUCGUCUACAAACACCACUUCACAUAGCAGCAGAGCUUGGCUUCACUGAAGUGGUACAGGUGUUGGUGGGCCAUGGGGCAGACCUCUUCCUCCCUGAAAAGGGUGGACGCACAGCGCUCUACAUAGCUGCACGUGGCAGCUAUACAGCAAUAGUGGAUAUGCUCAUUACGGCCGAACGGGAGAUCAAGCACAGGAGCAAGGUCAAAGAGCAGUCAGUUACAACACUCCAGCCUGGCACCCGCCAGUUUUGCAACAGUCUUGUGGACAUCAAGGAGGAAAGUGUGGCAAGCGACCAGCAGCAGCAUUCUGGUGCCGAGAACGCCGAGGACGGGGAACAGUUGCAGCAGCAGCGACAGCAGCAAAUGCAGCGUUUGUCCUGGACCCUGGCCAAGGAAAUGCUGAUGCCCAACGACUGGAAACAUUUGGCCCGACACUGGGGAUUCACUCCUGAACAUAUCAAAGCCAUUGAACACCAGUACACGGGUAAAUCCAGCUACAAAGAGCAUGGCUAUCGAAUGCUACUCAUCUGGUUGCAUGGCCUCCCACCAAACACAAAUCCUCUCAAGGAGCUCUUCGAGGCUUUGGUUGCCAUUGACAAAAGGGACAUUGCUGAAAAAAUACGGAAGAAGGCGGAAGAAAAUGCAUAUGGAGCUCGGCGCUUCAGCCCCAGCCGGCUCUGCCAUAUGUGCUGCCUGCUGUGACUGCCAGGCUGGUGACACCUAGCCCUGACAACAUGUGGUCUGUGGUGGAAAAAAAGAAUAACUAAAAUAGAUCUGAAAGAAGUCGGAGGAGAAUGCGUGCGGACUGCGUUGGUUCAGCCCUCGCUCGGCUGUGCCACACGCAUUGCCUGCUGUGAUCGCCAGGCGGGCGCCAGCCCCAACAAGUGCCUACACACCGCCUGUGUUCCUCCUGCUUGCUUUGUCACGAUAAAAAAUAAUGUGCCUCACAUCAUUGUUCACGGUGGAUCAAAAGGGAAGCAAGCAAGCAAACCUCUGCGUGCCAACUUGGCUAAUGGUGCAGCAGCGACGACGUUUGUUUCUUGUCGAGACAAUUUCAGAGGACCCAUGGAGAUGAAACAAGGCAAGACUACCUAUAUACACAUGUAACUGUUCUUAAAGGCAUGGCCAAAUGCAGAAGCUUCCAAUGCAGAUCGAGUACACCAGGUUUGGAAAAGGUUGAUGUAGAAGAGCUUGCGUGCUGCCCAGCAGAUUCGUGGGGAGGAACAGUUGGAAAAACAACUUCUGUGUUUCUCAAAGCAACUUGCCUCUGCUGUGGUACGUGUUGACUGUUUUGAUGUGUAUGCAUAAAAGUUGCAAGCACUUAACUGUAACUUCCUCACAUGGAGUGCAUUCACAGAGUUUUGAAAUUCAGCAAAAACAAGUUUUAGAAAAUAAAUGGACGCUUUCAUUGAGAUUACUGUUUUAAUUACUGUGGUGAGGAUUCUUCCUUCACAAGCAGGAAAAUGUAUUGUCUCCAACUUUCUGAAGCAAAAGAAAUUCAUCAUGAAUAAGUUACUCCUCCUAGCUGCUCUCAGAACAAAUGUGAAGCACUUUGCCAUUCAAAUAGUACUCUCAAGGUUUCAUUUGCUGGAAGGACUCUGCAGAAAGAAAUGCCUGUUUUGUUUAGUCUGGCAUAACAAGACAAAGUCCACAUUGAUGUGAAAACAGAACACAGAUUAAUGUGCGACAUUUAUUGAAAAAGCUGGAAAGUACUUAUCAGUGCCAGGAUGAAGCAGUGGUAGCUGAAGUAAACACUAAUUGCAUAAAGUAAUUAUUUUCCAAUGAUUGAAUGCGAUAGGAUAAUGCAAUGUCUCACCUGAAGCUUCCUUAUGUGCUUGUCUCCAAUUAUCUGCUCAAGUGUGUAAGGGAAAUGCAUAAAAAUUGGUAUGGCACUUGCAUCCACAGUUUUGACUUCGUGCAGCACUUAGAUUUGCAAAAAGAAGGAUCACUUCUAUUUAUAUUUUUCUGCACUUGCAACUUCACAAAUAUGGAUUCAAUAUUAGCAGACUAGGACAUUCAAUACUUGUGCAAGGCCGGGAUCAGUGGGUUUUUCACUAUUGUUUCACUAUUUUUGCAUUUAAAACACAAAUAUGAAUCAUUUCUUAAGUUUGCUAAUGUGUAUGUAGCUUCAUUAUUUUUGUUUAGUGUUAUUCUACUGUAUUGCGAAAAUAAUAAGUUAGAGGAUGUUCCAAUAUUGGGCAUUGAUAUGCCUACUUGCAGUUAAGCUCUAUGUUUCGUCUGUUGUUGGAAUUUGUUUUGCUCAUUGGCUGCACACAAAAUUUAAGUGGCACUUGUAUGCCGGCAUUUAUAUACUUGCACUUUGCCUUUGCCAAAUUUUGAGGCUUAUUAUAAAUAUAAGCAGCUUAACAAAUUGAUUAUGGAUGAUACUAGUUAUUUUUCAAACCAGUUAUUUGGCUUCGCCAGUUUGGCCACAUCUUGUACACAUUCAUCUUAGUGACAGAUUCCAUGUUAGCUGACCUGCUUCUUGUUGCAGCAGGACAUUUGAGCAUGGUUACUGUCCUUGUGCCAGAGCAUAAUGGUGACAACUGCAAGUCUGAAGAGCUAACAAAGAAAGAGAAAGAAAUUAGCUGUUCUGCAAGUGUCACCUUUUCCACGGUGCCAGCAACCUGACAGUAAAAAAAUGGUCCAACACAAGACAUCAUAUUUAUUGUGAUAUGCAUGUAGAUCAACACAACUGAUCAAAUCAAGGUAGAAGUCCUGAAUUUUACCUUGAUCACCCCACUUUCAUGAAAAUCUAUAAAUAUUCAACCUUACACCUACUUUUCCUUAUUUCAUUUAGAUGGUAUCCUGAUACAUUAAAAAUCACUGUGACUGUGGCGUUUUCUAGCAAAGGAAUUGCUUUAUAAAACUGGGUGCUAGUGAAGCUUUUGCUUAGUGUGUUCCAUUUUGUAAUAACCUUGCAUAGAAGAGGAAGUUUACAGCUGAUCCUGAAACUGCUUACUAGGCCAGUAUAGUGUAGGGAUUCCUUUCACUCAAUUUAUUCCUUUCUUAUCCAUAGCUCAUGAGUGGUUGACAUUAAAUGAUAACCUAGGCAAAGUGCCACACGAACCACUGAUAAAGCACGAAAAGGAUAAUAAUUGGAAUAGAAUCGUUACAUCAUCCUGGCCCAGGAGUGCUUUCAUGCAAGUGUACACACCUCUUAACAUCGGAGCGUCAUCUGCUUAGUCUUGCUGCUUGGAUCGCACCUUGUAAUUUUUGCUACAGUGCCAGAUUAUUACGAAGAAGAGUACAAUUGCCAGACUCGUCAUGGGAUGAACUCAACUAACCUGGAGUUCAGGUGGCUUGCUCGUUCUGUAAUCUGUUUGUGUAAACCCCCUUCUUUUGUGUUCCAUGUUUGAAUGGAGCGUGAUAGCGCCUGUGAUAACCAAGCACCUUUUGUCAAGAAACAUAACUGCACUAGCGCACGCGGUGGCUGGGACAUAUCAACAACACAAUGCUGUCCUUUGUGAUGUCUCCUUUUCUUAAUUGCUGUGUACUCAGUGCUGUGUAUCAUGCCCUUAUUUGUUGUUUAUUCAUUAUGGGUGUAAUGAAAAUGAUGGCAGUCAUACUUGUGAGAGAAAGAUUGCAGUUGCAAAUGGCAGCACUGCACGAGCAGCGAUCGUAACGGAUGAACCCCAGAUGCUCAAAUGGUUGAAAAUAAGUGAUAAGACGUUUUACUGUGAUGCAAGACUUGCCGAGAACUUAUGUUGAUUUUUGUUCUUCUGCAAAAGUUUUGCAAACAGCUUUUUUAUUUCUUUUUUACCCUUGUGUCUCAAAGUGAUCACUCUGUUGAGGUUGCUAAUUUCUGUUGCAACACAACAAAAUUUGCAAAUUUCUCUUAUUGCCGUAACUUGCCCAUAAUUGUAAAUUUUAGGAAAUGGACAUGUUAAUAACUUCAAAUUAAUUUUUUUUUUAUCCAGGAGAGGUCGUGCGGCAGUUUCUUCACACUGAUUUGUCACCAACCCUUUUAGGUAGCCGUUUCCAAAAUCAUCACAACUAAGUCUGUGGUUGUCAUUUAGUGCUUUACAGAUUUUGAAGAUCCAAGGAUUCAAAACUAGUGAAGUUGCCAAAAACAAGGCUCCUAAUUAGUAGCCUGCUGGUGGAACUGUGGACAUUACAUCUGCUGUAUGCAACAAAAGUUAUAGGAAAAAUUAUUGACAUCAUGGAGUUAUUUGAUGUUUAGAACUGCUUUUAAAGGUUGCUGCUGAAUAUUUUAUGGCAAUCUUAAGCUGUCUACACAUUCUAGCAGAGAAAGUAAACAAGCAUGUGGAUUUGGCAGUUUACAUUUUCAAACCCCAAGUAACCCAUCACAUAAAUUGAUGCGAGAUUUUUUUCGUUGUUGUUGUUCUGCUCUCUUUUUUUCUUAAAUAGAUAGUUGAUAACUGGAUAAAGGGAUAUUGGUUCUGGAAAGGGUUCUUGUGAAAUGUUUGCUUAUGAGAUAGCAUGACUUGCUGCAUUUAAAACAUUACGUGGGAUUGUAAAUUAAACAUGGCUCUAUUGACAUGCAUGGUAAAUGAGAGAGAGCUUUGAAAGAUUUUCUUGAUGCGGCUAAAUUGUAGGAUUUAAAAAUGAUGGCUGACUGCAUAUAAAUGGAUGACUUUACUAGCAUUUAUAAGUAGCUCCAGCAUUACAAGGUUCUGCAGCUGUUCUUACAGAUGGUCAACAAACUAAAGUCUUGUAGCUGCAUGCUGUCUAUUUCCAGGUCUGGAACUAUUCAGGCCAGGCCAAGCAGGAAGAAGGUGCACUCUUAGCAGCUGUGUUAACUGCAUCUUGCAUGCAGUCCACUAUCUACACAUACAUGUGUUCAGGCUUUGCAUCGUACAAGCUAGAGGGCACUGGGCGAUGGUUUCUGCAUGGUGCACGAAGAGAGAAUGUUGAUAGCACAGUUUCUAGACGAAAGCUGUUCGACGAGGUAUUUGCCUGAGCAUUGUUCCGUUACUGACAGGUAUCUGUUGAAGGUUCGAGUGUUCUGUUCCUCUAGACUAGAUAUUUGUAUAUGACUGAAAACUCGUGAAAGUGCUUAAAGACAAGAGCAAGUAUUGGGGAGGCAUAUAUCAUUAGCAGGUUGCUUAGACAUGCUGGCACAUUGCACACAUAGAUUGUGACCUAGACCUACUGCAGCCAAGCAUCUAGAAGACUUGGCAAUCGACAGUGGCGGUGUUUAUAAGAGACUGGUACUGAAUGCAGCUAUCUGCAAACGUAUUGUUCACGAUGUAGGCCAUCUGCUCGGAAAGAUACCCACAUGCUCCUGCACGAGCUUUUCACAACGAGACUUCUGUAAUAGGGCCACCCUUGCUCCAUGUUUUGUCACCUCUUGGUGCAUGGAAAUCCACAGCCUACUUUAAAUCUUCUACGUGUUGCAAGUACCCAGUGCCAUUUUUUUUUUCUUUGCUAUAGUGAUAGCCUUCUCUUACAUUAAAAGGCUAUGUUUACAGGGGUACAUGUCUACCUUCUGCUGUUGCCGAGAAUUUAAAAUUUUGUGCCACAGUCUCACUGUCUUCCUUUGGAGCAAGUUGUAUGAAGUGUUCAACAACGACAAUCACACCUGGUGGAUUACAGUAAACAUGGUUGGAAGUCACUAGAACCUUGAAAGACUGUUUUGCGAGAGCGACUCGUGCAAGGUGUACCCACAGCAAUUUUUGUCAUCGUGAAUGUUUCCUUCUGUGUAGUCUUGGGCCAUUCUAUCUGUACUCCAUCUGACUAAUUGGCCUAACAAACAAAGGCAAGUCUGUUGAGAGCUUUCUCUUACUACAGAUCAAAUAAAGCCAUCUAUGUUUAAUGUGAUUCAUGCAAGCUUAUUUUGUUUAAUACUACAAUUCAGGCACAAAAGGUCUGUUGCUUUUUGCUGGUCUUGAUUAAAUGUUUAAUUUUUUUCCUUCAGCUCUCCUGAAAGGAUUCUCAUUUGGCACUAGCUGCAAUUUUUAAUUUCCAAUCACGGAUAUUGGGGGACAGGCAUGUCACCUUCGCCAUUUUUGCAUUUCUGUUUUCUUGACGCAUUUAUUCCGUGAUGGAUGUCAAUAAACAAAGCAACACUGCCCAAGUCUACACGACCCUGUAGGGAACAGGAGCGAGCUACCUGUUACACAUUGUACACUUGGUUAAUAGGUGCAGAUGACGCCAUCUCCAUUAAGCUGGCAUGACUUGUGAGGAGCUCUUUUAAUCAUGCCACUUCUGGAACUACACUUUGAAAUCCAGGCAUGCUUACGGCCUCAGUACAUGGGGCUUAGUUGACUGACACACCACUAAUGAAAAGUACAACACUGCUUCAAUACAUUGUCGCCUAUUGCCUACAAGAGUCCUUGAGAUGAAAAAUCUAGCUCAAGAACAAUGCCAAUUCCAAAUACUGUUAUUUUGCAGCUUUUUCAUUUUCUUAAUACUGUUCUGAAAAAGAAAAUUGGCAUGUCUGUUAUUUUUGUUGUCUGCAAGUGAUGUGACAAUUGGCACAUGGUUCCCUUUCUGCCAGUUACUGUGUCUGGAUUUCGAAACAAGAUGUAUGGCGAGUUUCACUAGUGGUAUGAAUAAGGAGCUUUGAGAAUUGCAAGAUGGUCACAUGACUAUCUGCCACUUCCACAUUGGCUCUCACACAUCAUGGCCGCAAUGAUGAAGUAUAGUGCUCCUAAUUGGCAUUUUGUGGACGUCUUGAAUGUGCGCCCCAUUACCUAUUUUUGUGUGCAAAUGCAUUUACAGUUAAUGGGUGUUUCAUGUGUCGUUUCUUGGCUAUGCUGUUUGGCACCUGUUAUUCUAUAACUUGUGUGUAAGGCUCUCUGCAAAACUAGCCUUCUCCAAACUCAUCUUUCAAGUCAGCCAUGAAGUGUCGCUGCAUUUUUUUCUUCUUCUUGCCUGUUCAUGCACAUCUCUGAACCUGUUGCAUCAAGUUGGUGUGAUGAUUAUGCUAUGACCUGGAAACCUUGUCAGUGAUGUUUCUCUGUUGUUGGCUGUUGCUGUACCAUGCUUGCACGUGCAGUCUGCAUACAACUAAUGUUUACAGGUCAACAUAAAUGUUAACCUAUGUGUACAUAAUAGGAAAAAUUUUCAUUUACAAGUUUCUCACGUGGUUUGUAAUUAAAGAUAGCAGAAAGCUAA